CGGCGGGGGGAAUCUUUUUGACUGGCAGAACUCAAGCACUUGGAGAGAGAGCUGAGGAGGAUUUUCUAACAACGUCCCUUGCAUGUUCAACGACUUUAACGUACGAGAGGAACGCGCCUUGUCCGUGAUUGCUUCUUUCUUUGGCUCGGGCCACUCCUCAUCCGAGGGUUCCUGCUUCAAUGGAUAUCAAAGUCAUCAUCAGAGCUCCCCAAGCAUUGAGAUGCUACUUUGUGUGAAAUCGCUCAGCUCUCAAGUCGAAUAUCCAGAGGAGCAGAUUACUAUUGAUAGUAGGAGCGCCAAAUAUGCUAAUCUGCCAUGUAUGUUCCAAAUCCCACGUGCAUUAGCGAUUCAGGAAUGGACCAUUCGUUGGACUAAAGUGGCUGACUCCUCUUUUGUCCUUGAUAUUGUGUUUGAUCCCUUUAAACGGCAAAGUAAGGAUACUAUGGGUCGGUAUUCAGUGUCUGUCGGAUUGGAUGAAUCCAACAACUCAAUGGGCGUCUCACGUUUGCGAAUCAACCAAGUCAAUCCUAACCAUUCGGGAACGUAUUCUUGUUCAAUUGGAAUGGGAACAAAAUCGUUUCAGAUCUUGAGGAACAUCAAAUUGAAGGUAAAAGACUCCCUCCCAAUGCACAAUCCUACGCCAAUGAUCCGAAGCAUCGAGGCCAAUGUAGGAUCCAGUUCAGUUUUAGAAUGUCAGGGACUGAAAAAUGUUGAGAGUGAUAUUUUGUGGACUGUCAAUGUUCCGCCUUUUCGGGUCACUAAAAAAUCUCCAGGAAUGGUUUUGUCUGCCAAUGGAACAACUUUGACGAUUCAGAACGCAUCGGAAGAACAUACCGGGAAUUACUCGUGCCAUGCAAUGGGCACCCCCUUCAAGACCCUUCAAACCAUAAACUUCAUCGUCAAACGAAGACAAUUCGACAAUAUUGAGAAAUAUGUGGAUAUAGUAGUUCCUAACGGACAGUAUGUCAUUUUCGAGUGCCCCAAACCCGCCAAUAAUGUAUCGGAAAUUGUUGGGACCGAAUGGUGGAAGAUUGGCGACUCCAAGCCAUUGGUCCAAUUUGACGACAUGAAUAGUAGAUCAGGCCCGUCAGUGCAACGAUCCUACGCCGAGCGAAUGCAAAGACUCGACCCCAUUCAUGGGUUUGCUGCUGGGUCCAUCAUUCUGAGGAAUGUGUUUUCCCUGGAUUCGGGGUCGUAUUUUUGUAAGCUCAAGGAUCGACAAGGCCAGGAUUUGUUCCAAGAAGAGAGUAAUGUAUUUAGGUUGUUGGUGUUCCCCAAAGAUGGCUUUGAAGAAGUUAGUCCGGUUCUGACCGUCACAACGGACCCAAACGAGCCCAUCAAGCUCAUUUGUAAGGUGCACAAAAUUUUGAAGAAUAGCGUGGAAGUGAAUUGGUUCAAAGGCACUUGUCCCAUCGUGACAGAUGAGCGACAUUCGAUUUCGCAAUCCGAGUUGCUAAUUCGUCCUGUACGUGCGUCUGAUAGCGGCCAAUACAUCUGCCAAGUCAAAGGAUUCCAGCCUGAAUUUCGCUUGAACCACAUCUUUAAAAUUCAAGUAUUAGUGCCCGAUGAGUUUGAUGAGGUAUCAAAUGACCAAGAAAUCCAAGAAGGUGACUUCCUCGACCUCAUUUGUCGACCCAAAGAGCUUAUAGGCGCCAAUGGCGUCUCUGUAUUGCCCACGGUGUCUUGGUGGAAGGAUGGGCAACCUCUUUUAGCCAAAUCAUUCGGCCGAAUCUCGAAGAGCCUUUUGGGACACAAAUUGUCCAUACGAGAUGUUAAUCAUCUGGACGGCGGGCACUAUCAAUGUGAAGCUUCAACAGGGUUUGAAGACACGAUCUCACAUUCAUUUCGUGUUCUAGUCUUCCAUUCGCCGAGAGUGUCUCCUCGUCAACCAGUAGCGCAAUUUCUCGUUAAAGAACAACCAGGACGUCUGACAUGUCUGAUUGAUGCAAAUCCGCCCACCUUCAAGGUCAGGUGGUAUAAGAAUGGCCGGAACGUUGUCCAACUUGAAGGCAAUCAGAUGUUCUUCCAAACACAAGACAACCGAUCCGACACCCUCCAUUGGGAUCAUGUUACCGAAGACGACCAAGGCUUUUACCGCUGCGAGGUAGAAAGCUCAGACGGGAUGACGGCUCAUUCAUCUGAAGUGUUCCAGGUGAUUCUCGUGGAACCCUCGUAUUUUGUCCAGAAGCCAGAUAUUAUCUACGAAGUCGAUCUUGCCAGUGAAUCGUCCUUGAAAGUUCCCUGCCGUGCCAUGGGCAUCCCUCGGCCGAAGUUAAGCCUAGAGACGUCCCGUUUGGAUGCUGUCAAGCAUUACAUCUUGGACGAAUCUUGGAUCGUAUUUUCGAACUUGACCCGAUUCCAUUCCGGUUUAUACUCCUGCAUAGCUGACAAUGGCGUGAUGAAGUUGAACUCGGAUUUUCUCAUUCGAAUGCGCGAUUCGCCUCCUCCACCGCCUGUAGUUUUGAGCGCAAAUUUUGAAACCAACCGUCAGAUGUUGUCAAUUGAGUGGAAAUCCGCGAUACCAAUGAUGGCUUCUUGCCUCGGACCUUCCACCGACGGACCACAUUUCAAAAUCAUGCACUUCCCCCCGAAGCCAGAGAGUGAAGCCACUCUAAAUAGCGAGACGCUUAUCAAGAACGUAACCUCGAUCACGGAAGCCCGGUUUCGAGCCAAUGUUGAAUUUCGUGGGAUGGACAUUGGACACUCCGUCGGGAUCAUGGAGCGAAACGCUUUUGGAUGGAGCGCACAGUCCCAGAUAAUGAAGGUGGACAUUCGUCAAAGCCCGACCAUUCCCAGUCCCACACUACGAACCACUCUUAAGCCUCUUCCGACUCGAAAAGAAGCUCGUCCUCGCCAGAGCUUUGGCCUCGCAGACUUGCAAGGCCUACUCCAAUCCAUUGAGGUCCAGAAAUUCAUCGCAUUUUUAGCGCAGGAAAUCGUCGACAUGGAAUACGAUGAUGAUCUAAGAUCUUGAGCAUAAAGAGUAUUCUUAGCUUAUAAAUAUGUUCUAGUCAAAUCGUGUCUAAUCGCAAACAGAAGAAUGAACAUGUCAACCCGAAAAUAAAUCCGUUCACCCUGUUGAAUUUAUUUCAAGGUAUCGAAUGAGCUUUUCACACAGGAAGGAGGCCAGCCAACGAACGAACAAGGGAAUGAAGGAACGGCAUGGUAAACUAAUGCCUGAGUCAC
Messenger RNA from Tigriopus californicus, 3186 nucleotides. Its product is annotated as hemicentin-2-like. The record is from RefSeq and is a predicted model, not a curated record. The transcript has 15 exons. The coding region runs from base 83 to 2974 and encodes 963 amino acids. NCBI's taxonomy places the organism in Eukaryota, Metazoa, Arthropoda, Copepoda, Harpacticoida, Harpacticidae.